This is a messenger RNA of Gossypium arboreum, 398 nucleotides long. RefSeq lists its product as uncharacterized. The coding region runs from base 93 to 383 and encodes 96 amino acids. The record is from RefSeq and is a predicted model, not a curated record. The transcript has a single exon. NCBI's taxonomy places the organism in Eukaryota, Viridiplantae, Streptophyta, Magnoliopsida, Malvales, Malvaceae.
AUGCAUGCAUGGUGUAAACUAGUAAAUAAGUAGGUGUGUAGUGCAAUAUUUGAAGCAUAACACAACCAAACCAUAACACAUAGAAAGCUAUCAUGGCUUCUUCUCAGAAAAAUGCUCAACAAACCACAAACGGCAAGCUUUGGAACUCUUCCAGCGAAGCUCUAACCUUGACUGACAAGAAAGUUUGGCAAGGCUCUCAUUUUGCGGAAUUCCCAGAAAUAAUUGAAGAUGGAGAUGCGGGUGAGUUUACACAUGAAUCAGUGACUGAUGAUGCUGAUAGUCAUGGUUCAGUUGCUGGUCUUGUGUACAGGCGACGUGAUGGAACUAAGUGGGUUGUUGCCUGGAGCAACCCUCUAGAUAACAUGCUGCAACUCGAUACAUAGCCAGUAGCUGCAAGU